Molecule: messenger RNA, 4880 nt
Organism: Neofelis nebulosa (Clouded leopard)
Lineage: Eukaryota; Metazoa; Chordata; Mammalia; Carnivora; Felidae
Gene: FAM156B
Product: family with sequence similarity 156 member B
Exons: 2
Coding region: 3550-4206 (218 amino acids)
Biological process (GO): epigenetic programing of female pronucleus
Cellular component (GO): nucleus
Source: RefSeq, a predicted model, not a curated record
UCUGUAGACAAGGAAACAAACGGAAAGGUUUAGGUCACUGGUGCAGGAAAGGGUGGAUCUGGGCAUCACACCUCCGUUUCGCCUGACUCCAAAGCCCGACUUUGCACUCACAGUGAUAUUCCUGGAUUGUGUUUCAGCUGCUGAAAUGCAUAUAUUGUUCCAGUAUUGUAUAGUCAUCAUGGUCCCAACACCUGUCCACCUUGAAAUGGAGGUACUCAGCAACCUUGGAGGGUUCUAAGAUUUUGUGUCUGUCCUCUGAUGAGCUGCCCUGAAGCCAACAGACCUGGAGUCCCUUGGCAUGGAAGGCUUGCCUCAGAACCAACAGCCAAGCAGGACUUCAGUGUCCAGGGCUCCCCCCGUGGAGCGGUACUUUGCCAUGUUAGAGAGCCUUUGCAAGCAACCCCACCACCCAAAUUAGGUCUCUACCUGUCUCACUGGUGACCAGGUAUUACGAAUUGAGAGGCAAGCAGAGGAAGUGCUUUUAGUAGCUGCAUCACAGCCGUAGCACUGACCAGACCCCACUGGUGAUUUGAAGCCCAGUAGCCCAGGGACUGCAGUCCGACUCUAACUAGGUGUCUCUCUGUUCUUCGGCGUGCAUGUCUGUACACUGUGGGUGAGCAAAGUGCCUGUGUCAUCAGCCUCCCCAGCCUUGAGAGGUGUGUCCUGACCAAACACACACACAUACACUUAAGUAGGGGUAAGAGGCCCUGCUCUGUGUCCCUAAGGUACUGUGAUUUCAAUUCUGCCACCGCUCUUCUCACACAACGUGCGGUGGUCAUCUGCUUGCAGACUACACCCUGUGUGAUCCCUGUGUCCCCACUGAGUCCAGUGAACUGACACAUGAAUUCGGGUGGUGCUUAGAACAUGUUUCUUCAGCGAAGGAGGGACCUUCACCCAGGGUCCUUCAUCCCAAAGGGCAGCUCGUGUACCGGUUAUGACACAGGAGGAUGGAGUAAACGGGACAUCUCUGUACUCAGAUUCUCUGUGAGGAGGAGGAAGAUUGGAUCUUUUGUACCAUCUCUAAUUCCAGAAACUUAAAGAGGCUAUAAAGGGAUUUUCAAUGUGUGGGUCACUGUUGCCCCAUCGGCCACAGUUCUGGUCUCACAGUGGAACUUGGGUCAAGAUCCUUGGAGCUCCAGGCAACUCAGAGAAUGUUUUCCAAGCCCCGAGCGACUGGUGCACAGAGUAGGUGCCCACAGUGAUCUGUCCAGUAGAUGGAUUGUUGAGUGAAUUAAGGCUGCUAGUUAAAUAUGGGAUGCUCUGGCAAGAGCACAAAUCGCCUUGGGGGACGGGACAUGAACACACGGGUGAAGGCUGUGUCAAUCCAGGUGACUGCUGUCAGCCUCACAAGAAGGCGCUCCUCCUCACUGUCCUUCCAGCUCUUUGUCCAAACCUGCCUCUUCUCUAAGUGGUCCUCUCCAUGUCCCUUCUCUGCCUAACUUACAGCCCGAUACAGGCUGUCAUUCGGCAUCUGUGAUCCUUGGGUGUCCUUUGCAGUCCAGCUGACUGAACAGAAGCUGGCUCAGCACAGCAGGAUCUAGUGCCUGUCACCCGUUGUUCUCCCCUGCUUUCUGUUAGGCUCUCACUCCCUUCCCCUACCCCCCAGCUGCUCCAGCCUUCUGGCAGUAUCUGCACUGUUUCUGGAAGCCUCUGCCUCAGACACUUCUUCCCAACUGUUCCCUCUUGACAGGAAAGUCCUGACCCCAGAAAUGUGCUUGUCAGAUUCCUCUCCCUGUUCACAAUGUUUGUUGAAAGGUCACCUCUUCGUGAACCCUGAAUUCACACCCUUGGGGAUACUUUCUAGGUUCUGCUUUUGGGGCUGACAGAUCAUCUGGAGAGGCAUUGCCAGCAAACGUGCGGGCGCCUGGGUCUAAGAGCCAAAGAGUUUGUCUAGAACCAAAGAGAAGAACCUGGAGAAUGUCCUGGUAUUCUGACUAAAAGGCAGAGGGGCACCCAAGAAAACGGGAGGUCAAAUUAUCACCGAAGGCAGGCCAGCCCCUGAGCAGCUCCUCAAAUGAGUGGAAUUGUGUUCAUGCAUCACUUGUAGCCUGAACCAUGGGCCCUGAAUGCUGAGGGAAGAUCCCUGCUCUCCAGUAGCCAUAGUCUGACCAGAAACUCAGAGGAUAAGGCCCUGCCUGCAAUAGCUGAGUGCCUGUUGUCUUUGGGGCCACUAUGUCCAGACCUGGCCAUGCAGCUUCUGUUGUUCUAAGAUGGGGAUGGCAGUACCUGCCUUCCUUGCUUCCAGGGCUCUUCUGACAAACACAGGAUGGAAAGCGCGCGCGCACACACACACACACACACACACACACACACACACAAAGAUCAGAGAACUGGAAAGAACCUAGGUCCUUGAUGGCGUCACCAGACCCCAGAAUAUGCCCCGCCUGCACCCACCCUUACUUCUGAUUUCAUUCUGUGUGAUUGUGAAUUGCCUUUGUGAUUAGACCUGUUUGAGGAGGGGUUUCCUCUUUACUCACAGCACAAAGCAGACUUCUGGAUAUGGGGAGCAUCGUGGGGUUUGGUUUUCUUUUCUGUGGGAGCCAUGUCGUGUCGUGGGUAAGGGCACAAGCUCUGUUCCUAAACAACCUUCCUUCCAACUCAGUUCUGCCACUUGCAGUCCUGCCAUUUUGAGAAGUGUACCUGGCCCUGUGCCUUACUAUCCUCACCUGUGAAAUGGGCUUAUUAUUCUUAAUAGUGACAAUACCAAGCAGAGAGGGUUGCAUUUGUGAAUACAUAAUGAGGUAAUGCAAGGAUGGUUCACAGAAUUGCAUCUGCCACAUUCCCUAUCUUUACACCUACUGAUGCUGCCAUGGGAGAGGUGGCAGGUCAGGCUUUACACCACGUGAGCUAGAGCAAAGAACAUAAAGAUCACAUUACACGUCUGUGUUCAGCCCUAGAAACUCUCCUCCUCUGCCACACAUUCUCAUCCUUUGCGUCAUGCACGGACGAUCCGUCACCAGAGGGCUGACUCUCCCACCUGCGGACCACAAAUACACACCGUCUUACACUGUGUGCAUCAAUCCAGUACGCUCCAGUUAUGUCCUCAGAUAGCCUGCCCUGGUCCUGGUGCCGGGGUGGGGGUGGGGGGUACCCCAGGGCAGGUAACGGAGCACACGAUGUUCCCUUACACCCACACGGCAUCGGAAGCUGUCUGCAUCCUAGUGCCUGCCUUUCUUUCCAGACUCACCUCCCUCCGCCCUAAAAUUCGGAUUACACUCACACUGGAUUCCAGGGCAGACCCUGCCACUUCAGUCUCUCUCCUUCAGCCUCAAAUUCCUCCUGGUUAAAGGCAAUAAUCCUGCCUACUCAAGGUUUGUUGGGAGACCUCCAGGAGACAACAAAUGUAAAACACCUAGCUGACGUUAGCUGGCACAUGGAAGGCACUGGAUAAUAAACAGCAUUAUCUGUUUCGCUUCUUUAAUCCACAGCACCUGGAAUGCAAAGGUCUGGGUCCUUCUGGCCACACACCUCCCUUGCUAGCUUCCAGCUCUUUGAUAACCUUUGUCUUCAGCUUCCUGUCUAGACCAAGGGCCAGGUGGAGCUGUGAGCAUGGACCACACCUCCAUGGAUCCACUCCGGAAAUGCAGCUCAACACUGAUUUCUGAGUCUUCCCCAAUGAUCUCUGAAGAGACCUCCCGGGAAGUCACGGCAGCCUCCUCUCCUUCCUUCUCGGAACUGCUUAUGAUGGGCCUGGGUGACCUCAAAACCAGUCCUGGCACCAAAUACCCUGCCCCUCUUCCAGAGGGGCUGCUCCAGCAGCGCUACAGAGAUGAGAAAACCCUACAAGAGAGGCGGUGGGAAAGGUCAGCGUCCCCUCAGAGGAAGAAAACCCUUCUGGGGCACAUGAGACGGCGGCACCUCGAUCAGGUGGCACCUUAUCGGGUGGAGAGGAAAGCCAGGAUCUCCUCCUCAGGUGAUAGAGAUCAGAACAGAUUCAGAUGUGAAUGUCGAUACUGCCAGAGCCAUAGGCCAAAUGUCUCUGGGAUGUCUGCAGAGAGGAAAGGGGCCCCCCAUGCUUCCUCCUGGGAGACACUGGUACAGGGCCUCAGCGGCUUGACCCUCAGCCUGAGCACCAGCCGACCUGGCCUGCUGCCCGAAGGGGUGCUCCAGCAGCAGGAAAGAGACGAGAAGCUCCAACUGGAGAUGCAGCAGGAAAGCAAAAGGAUGUUUCAGAGGCUCCUAAAGCAGUGGUUGAAAGAAAACUGAGGCUCUCAUCCUCACGUGACACAGGUCUGAAUGGCUACAGACAUGAUCCUGAGCGUGGAUUUCUUUUGGGGACCAACCAGUAAGCAGUCGUCAGAGAAGUGACAAGAGCAGCGUUGAUGACUGAAAAUUCGAUCGGCGUGAGCCCUCAUCCAAUCCCAGGAAGGUCCUGUCUUUCCUACCUUGAAUUUGUGGAUCCCUGUGGGGCUUUCUAUGGGACACCGCAUACCCCAGGGGUCCACAACUUCCUUAUUAUGGCUCCCGUGAUGCAUGUUGUCACUUUCCCACCCCGAACUCUGCCUCUCCUCCCUGCCUUGUUGUCAGUACAGUAGAGAGCUUCUCUGUAGCAUGAAUGCCCCAUUGAUGAUGGCCAUGUGCUUUUGUGCCAUUUCACGGACUGCCUCCCAGCAGCAGCACUAGUCUGCUGGAAUGGACGUGUGCUGAACGGAGAUCCACUUUCAAGAGACUGAUGCUAAAGGAGGUGCAGAAAGGGACAUGGAACUGGAACUUGGUGGUUCACUAUUGUGUUGUCUGUGUAAGCCGUUAUGAGUAUGCUGAGCUAAAUGUAGAACAUUGUUUCCCUGCUUUGUAACACGGAUGGUAUUCCCCUCGAAGGAAUUUCUGACCCGUUACUUCAUCAUCCUUGCCAAAUAAAUAUACAUAUAAAAAAAACCUAA